Messenger RNA from Hyaloscypha bicolor E, 750 nucleotides. RefSeq names its product Methylthioribulose-1-phosphate dehydratase. Bases 1 to 750 code for a protein of 249 amino acids. Gene Ontology annotation, cellular component: cytoplasm. Gene Ontology annotation, molecular function: metal ion binding; methylthioribulose 1-phosphate dehydratase activity. NCBI's taxonomy places the organism in Eukaryota, Fungi, Ascomycota, Leotiomycetes, Helotiales, Hyaloscyphaceae. The record is from RefSeq and is a predicted model, not a curated record. The transcript is spliced from 3 exons.
AUGGCUCCCACCAGCUUCCAAGAGCCUACAGACACCCAUAACCAUGAUCACCUCGUCAAAUCCACCGACAGCCAGCACCCCGCCAACCUGAUCUGUACUCUCUGCGAGAAAUUCUAUCACCUCGGCUGGGUUGCUGGAACGGGCGGGGGAACGAGCAUUCGUGACAAUGAUCUGGUUUACCUAGCUCCAUCCGGCGUCCAGAAGGAGCUGAUGAAACCCGAAGACAUCUACGUCCUCUCAAUCGCCCAGCAAAAGGAUCCGAAGAAUCGGAUAUACCUACGUGCCCCUCCCUCUCUCAAACCCUCGCAAUGCACGCCACUCUUCAUGGCAGCCUUCACGAAACGCAACGCCGGAUGCUGCAUCCAUACACACUCCCAAUGGGCCGUCCUGGUCACUCUCCUCCUCGAAACACGGCCAUUAAAUACCAAUAUCUUCGAAAUCAAUAACAUUGAGCAAAUCAAAGGCUUUGGAAAGGGCUUUCAGAAGCAGGGAAACUUGGGAUACCACGAUACGUUGAGGAUCCCGGUUAUUGAAAAUACACCGCAUGAAGAAGAUUUGACCGAGAGCUUGGAGACAGCCAUGGAUGAAUAUCCGGACACAUAUGCGGUGCUCGUCAGACGGCAUGGGCUUUAUGUCUGGGGCGAGACUGUGCACAAGGCGAAGACCCAGGCUGAGAGUCUGGACUACCUCUUCCAAUUGGCAGUUGAGAUGAAAAAAUUGGGCAUUCCUUGGUUGAGUGAUAUCGCUUGA